Molecule: messenger RNA, 560 nt
Organism: Dermatophagoides pteronyssinus (European house dust mite)
Lineage: Eukaryota; Metazoa; Arthropoda; Arachnida; Sarcoptiformes; Pyroglyphidae
Source: RefSeq, a predicted model, not a curated record
UUGAGAAAACUUUGUGAAAAAAAAUUCUGGAAACUUUUUUUUUCCGAUGUGAAAACAAAACUGAAACAAACAAAAUUCUUGGAACAUAUCAUUAUCAUGUGUGUUUUGUGUCGGUGAUUGUGUGAAAUAACUCAACGAGAAAACAACAGCAACGGUAAAACGUGAAAAAAAUGUCUUCUUUUCCAUCGAAAAAUCAUCAAACUCAAUCCAAAUUGAUGGCUUCAAUUAAACAAUAUCAUUUUUCAUCAUCCAUAUCAUCAAUAUUUCAACGGUCAUCAUCCAUAUCAUCAUUGAUUGAUUUAAUCAUAAAAACAAUAUUCAUCCUUUCAUUAUUUAUAACAGAUGGUAAAAGUAUACAUAUAAAUCGUUUUGAAGUGCCCGAAGCAGUUGAACGUGGCCAUUCAGCAACAUUAUAUUGUGAUUAUCAAUUAGAAUCACAUGAAGAAUUAUAUGCAAUAAAAUUUUAUAAAAAUAAUAUUGAAUUUUUUCGUUACGUUUUGCGAUUAUCAAAAAAUAAUUGUUUUACGAUUAUCGUUAUGAAAUCAUUUUUCUGGUUGUAG